CCUCAGCUGCUGCAUUCAGGCUCAGUGCGCUGCUCCUUCCUCAUCCAGUCCACAAAGAAUUCGAUUUUUUAUUAUUUACAGCCACCGAGCCGCUUUGAGAAGGAUACGGGAUUAAUUUAAACUACUCUGACUGAAACAUUCGGACGAUUGUGUCUCGGUUUUGUUGCUCUUCUUGUUCUGUUUUGGAGAGAAAAAUGCGCCUCAUCCAGAACAUGAGCACCAUUGCGGAGUAUCCAACUCCUGAAUACUCGGUGCCCAACCGUGUCAUUAAAAUAGCUGUUAUAGGAGGCAGCGGAGUGGGCAAAACAGCACUCGUGGUGAGAUUCCUGACAAGACGCUUCAUUGGAGACUACGAGCGGAAUGCUGGUAAUCUUUACUCCAGAGAAGUCCAAGUAGAUGGAGAGCAAGUGAUCAUCCAGGUUCAGGACACUCCUGGUGCAGAGAUGACUGAUAAUGGUAUCAGCGUCCCUGACCAUGUGAGCUGCUCUGUUCAGUGGGCUGAUGCGGUGGUGUUGGUGUAUUCAGUCACAGACCGUCGCAGCUUCGACUUGAUGGAUCAGCUGCACCAGCUGGUCGUCCGUACCGGCGGCGCCAACAUGCCCCCGGUGAUCCUUCUGGCUAACAAAGCCGACCUGCUGCACCUGAGGCGAGUCGACUCCCAGCAGGGCCCCUUGCUGGCAGGGACUCUGGGCUGCUCCUUCUACGAAGUGUCCGCCAGCGAGGACUACAACCAGGUGCACGGUGCCUUCCACAGGCUCUGCUGUCAGCUGGCCAAGCAGCCUCCACCCGCCUCCAGCUCCUCCCAGUCCUCCGCCAGCGGUGCCACGGAGAAGAGGCGCUCCCCUCUCAUCCCCAGGCCCAAGUCUCCCAACAUGCAAGACCUGAAGAGGCGCUUCAAGCAGGCGCUGUCGGCCAAAGUCAGGACUGUCACCUCGGUGUGAAGAGGAGGAAAAAAGAAGCUGGUCCAGAGUGGCCACAGAAAGAAUGAAAGUGUUGAGGGCGGAGGAGAAGAUCUCUCCAGUUGCGUCCUGUAGCAGCCUGCCUGAGGACGGCAGGUGUGGGAUGAACAGUGGGAGCUUCUGUACAGCAGGGGGGCAGACGAUGAUGACCUCUGGGUGGGCACGAGUCUGUCCUGUCUGAUAAUGUGUGAAGAGAGAAGCAGCGAGGAGGUUCGACUUCUGUUCAGGGGGACAAAACAACACCUGAGGACACACAGAAGCAGCGAAGGGAGGCUGUCUGAACUGCAAACUCUACAUUUAAAAAUAAACCGUAAAUCAGAGUUCUCCUGGCAACAGCAGUGUUGAAGGACUGCUUAUUUUUAGCUGUGCUGCCCAUUGUGGCUGCUCUUUAUUCAGAGUCUGCUAAAUGCUGCCAUUAUUACACCAACCACUUUAAACCAGAGCUCUGCGCAGCCACAUGUGUGCUCAGUCUGUUGUUUUUUUGUCAGUUUCUGCAGUUUAUUUUGAUUUUUUUUGCAGCUUUUAAAACCUUAACAUGAUGAGGGGAGGGGCGGGGCAGCAGUAUGUAGCAUGCGUUGGUUGUCACUGAUGCACUUUAUAAAGAAAAGGAAAACUCCAAAGGGCCUGUUGUUAUUUAUUUGUUAUACAUUUCACCUUUUGUGCAGAAUAAAAUGAUGAAUUUGAA
This is a messenger RNA of Acanthochromis polyacanthus (spiny chromis), 1644 nucleotides long. RefSeq names its product RAS-like, family 11, member B (gene rasl11b). Lineage: Eukaryota; Metazoa; Chordata; Actinopteri; Pomacentridae. The transcript has 4 exons. The coding region runs from base 195 to 941 and encodes 248 amino acids. Gene Ontology annotation, molecular function: GTP binding; GTPase activity. The record is from RefSeq and is a predicted model, not a curated record.